AAUUCAUAAUAGUAAAAUAGUAACCUUGUCUCUGUAAAUAUUUACGAAAACAACGGACUAUGUCCGCCCUCGCCACACCACUAACAUUUGACAUUACCCUAAUGUGUUUUCUAUAAGUAGACUUGAUUCUCACCACGUACUUGCCAUCCCACCCCAUUCUUCACACUAUAUAUUCACUAACAUUAAAAAAUAUGAUCAAUAAAGCCACUCCAUUGCUGUUUUUGCUGCUUGCUGUAAUAAUAUUAAGCACUUUAAAUCUCAUUCAGAGCGAUAAUGUGUUGCCAGAGACGGCGGUUUUCGACACCGGAGGGUUGAGCAGAGACAGCUUUCCAAAGGGUUUUGUGUUUGGAACAUCAACUUCUGCUUAUCAAGUUGAAGGUGCAGCCAGUAAAGAUGGCCGUGGACCUAGUGUUUGGGACAUUUUCAUUAAAAAACCUGGACGUGAGCCCAAUAAUGCAAGUGGAGAGGUCUCUGCGGACCAGUACCACCGUUAUAAAGAAGAUAUUGAUCUAAUGGUGAAGCUGAACUUUGAUGCUUACCGUUUCUCAAUUUCUUGGUCCAGGAUUUUCCCAAAUGGAACUGGAAAAAUUAACUGGAAGGGAGUUGCUUAUUAUAACAAGUUGAUUGACUAUACGCUUAAAAAAGGCAUUACUCCAUAUGUUAAUCUUAAUCACUACGAUUUACCUCAAGCACUUCAAGAUAAUUACAAGGGGUGGUUGAGUCAUGAAGUUGUGAAAGAUUUUGCUGAUUAUGCAGAAUUUUGCUUCAAAACAUAUGGAGACAGAGUCAAGAAUUGGUUCUCAUUUAAUGAACCAAGAGUUGUUGCUGAUUUAGGGUAUAACACUGGAUACUUUGCACCUGGUAGGUGCUCCAAAGCAUUUGGCAAUUGUACAUCAGGGGAUUCUGCAACUGAGCCAUAUAUCGUUGCACAUAAUCUAAUCUUGAGCCACGCUGCUGCAGCUCAGAGAUAUCGCGAUAAGUAUCAAGAGAAACAGAAAGGAAAAUUUGGAAUUAUCUUGGAUUUUGUUUGGUUUGAACCUCUGACCAAAUCCAAAGCUGACAAUUAUGCUGCUCAAAGAGCACGAGACUUUGAAUUGGGAUGGUUUUUGCAUCCUCUAAUAUAUGGAGAGUACCCCAAAACCAUGCAAAAUAUUGUUGGAAAUCGGUUACCCAAAUUCACAAAAGAAGAGAUUAAGAUGGUUAAAGGAUCCAUUGAUUAUGUGGGCAUAAACCAUUAUACUACCUUCUAUGCAUAUGAUCGCCAUCUAUCCAAACCAAAAGCCCUUGGCUACCGACAGGAUUGGAACUGUGCAUUUGCUUAUGAUCGCAAGGGAGCACCAAUUGGUCCUAGGGCGCACUCCGACUGGCUCUAUAUUGUGCCUUGGGGUCUAUACAAAGCUGUCAACUAUGUAAAAGAACACUAUGGAAAUCCUACCAUUGUUCUAUCAGAAAAUGGUAUGGAUUAUGCAGGCAACAUUUCUCUUCCUGAAGCUUUGCAUGAUACCAAAAGGAUUGAUUACUACAGAAGCUAUUUGGCCGAACUGAAGAAGGCUAUCGAUAAAGGAGCUAAUGUCAUAGGCUACUUCGCGUGGUCAUUGCUCGACAACUUUGAGUGGAGACGGGGUUAUACUUCUAGAUUUGGUAUUAUCUAUGUUGAUUACAGAACACUCGAGCGAUAUCCAAAGAUGUCAGCCUAUUGGUUCAAGCAAUUACUUCAACGCCAUAUGCAUUAAGCCCAGACUUUGCUUCCUGUAUUCGCUUUCUCAAAUAGUUUGCUUUCUAUAGGAUAUGCGUGUAGUUUCAUGUCCAGCAUUUCCACUGUUGAAACUGGAAGCCAGAUAAAGUUUUGAAUAUCAAGGGUGCGAAUAUUGGAAACUAAACAAAUGCUAUAUUUCUAGUAACAAAUGGCUACACCAUAUUUGAUAUUUCAACAAAAUGUCAUUGGCAGGCACAUAGUUGGUAUCUUCACAAAACUGAAACCGAUUGCCUUUCAAAGCCUUGGCUCGUCAACCAUUUCGAAAAGAAAAACUAUUACGAUUAAUAAGCUGAAAAAUUAGACCUACUUUAGGCAUAUCGCAUAUUGUAUAGUACUCACCUGA
Messenger RNA from Nicotiana tabacum (common tobacco), 2099 nucleotides. Its product is annotated as beta-glucosidase 44-like. Gene Ontology annotation, biological process: carbohydrate metabolic process. Gene Ontology annotation, molecular function: beta-glucosidase activity. The record is from RefSeq and is a predicted model, not a curated record. NCBI's taxonomy places the organism in Eukaryota, Viridiplantae, Streptophyta, Magnoliopsida, Solanales, Solanaceae.